AUGAACAAUUUAUCUACUACUGUUACGGAUAUAACCAACGAAAUGGAAAGCAACAUGAAUAAAAGCGGUAAUAAUCAAAUUAACAACAACACCACCAGAGAUAGUCAUACCAUCGACGGCAAUAUUGCUAUGAAUGAGUCUAGAAGCGUUACCUCCUCUAGAGGUACAGGUGAUAGUAGAGGCACUAGAGGUACGAGAGGUACCAGAGCUAGAGGUAACAGAGGUAGAGGAGGAAGAUCUAGAGGACCUAGUACAGCCACAGGCGCAAACAACUGGGUCUCUGUCAACUUCGAUGGACAAACAGCUUUAGAAAGUCAGGUACCAGCUAACACUAAUAUCAUUGGACAGCGAGCUAGUGAUCCCGUUAAUCAAGUAUCUACAAAUUUUACCAUUUCCCAGCCACCUGUCGAUAUGUCAGACAAUGCAAUUGUCCAAGAACCCAGUGAAGGUGGAACUACAAGUCGCAGUUACUUGGUAUGGCCGAAGAAGGCCAAGGAUAUCUUGCUGGAGAUUACCACUGAGACGCACCUUGUUCUAGUUGAAAGAAGUGAUACAAACAUGAAGAAACUUAUUUGGAAGUAUUCUACAAUUUUGAUGAAAAAGAAACUAUUGGAGAGUAACCCCAUCGAUGCCGAAAAACGUUUUGCAGAGAAAUUUACAUCAGAGCAGAUGCAAACACAAUGGGCUGGAAUGAGAAGAAGAUAUACCACACGACGUGACCAGACUCGUGUUACUGGAAAUGGGGGUGAAUCACCUGAAGAUGAACAAUACUAUGCUGCUGUGGGUGCUAUUACAAGAGAUGAUCCCAGUAUCAAUCCUCAGAUUUUGUUCGAAACAGUUAACAUGGAGGAGACUGUUGAAACUGGUCGCCAUAAUAGAAACAAUGGUGUACAAAAUCUUCUGGGUUUAGGUAGAUUUUUGUAUAUGGAUGACACAGAAGUUAAAAGAGAGGUGAUCAACAAAGCCAGACGAGAACGCUACCCAAGCGCAUCUCUUAACACUCCUCUUCCCCGGCUAGCAAGAGAAAGGUCUUUCUUCGUCGAAGAUACUACCAACGAGCAUAGCCAUUCAUCCGACUCAGAUGCAGAGUCAAGCAGCACUCGUCCCCCUUCAUCAUCUCCAAUCACAGCUGAUGCUAAUAUUCGUACUUCCGCCAAUUCAAAUCCUGUCACGCCAAACUCGUCAUUAUCUAACCCUUCCACAUCUAAUCGUUCCUCCCCCCAUCGUUCCUCAUCCAAUCGUCCCUCCUCCAACCGUCCCUCAUCCAAUCGUUCUAACCCUCGCGCCACUUCCAUUCAUUCUGACUCAAGCAACAACGUCCCUUCUUUGACCACCAAUAAUGUUGCCAAUAAUUCUAUCUUGGAUUCAAUUGAAAGAAUUCAACCAAUUGCCAGUAAUGCUCAGUCUUCCAAUCGUGAAUUUAUGCAAACAAUAAUGACAUUGGGAGCCCAAGAGUGUGAACAAAGACAGAUCAAUCGUGAUGCUUUUUUGACCAGACUGGAAGAGAGUAAAAGAGCUACCAUGAAUGAAAUGACUAAAAGAAGACAAGAAUUGAUUCGCGAGAGACAUGCCUUGUAUGAAGAGUCGGCUGAAAAAAGAAGAAAGCAUUUGGAAGAAACUUUUGAAAAGUAUCACAUGUUAACAAAUAUUUGUCCUAACAACGACAACAAUUAG
Molecule: messenger RNA, 1674 nt
Organism: Mucor mucedo
Lineage: Eukaryota; Fungi; Mucoromycota; Mucoromycetes; Mucorales; Mucoraceae
Exons: 2
Coding region: 1-1674 (557 amino acids)
Source: RefSeq, a predicted model, not a curated record